Molecule: messenger RNA, 522 nt
Organism: Anthostomella pinea
Lineage: Eukaryota; Fungi; Ascomycota; Sordariomycetes; Xylariales; Xylariaceae
Source: the annotation of a GenBank genome assembly
AUGAACGACUCAAUUUGUUUCCCCGAAUGGGACAAGUCCGCGACCAUGCGGCACAUCACCGCCUAUCGAGACCACCAUAAAUCGAGCGAUACCCACCGGAUUAACGGCCAGCACGGAGCAGAUUACUUCGCGAACGACGAAGCCCAGUCUUUUUCUCCGGCGUGGGCGCUUGAAAUGAACUGCUACCAAAACGCUAUGCACCUCUGCAGCCUGGAAAAAACGAACUACGUUGGCUUCCGGUUCGAGCUUGCGCUCUUAGGCAGUAUACCAGGUGCAUGUAAAGUUUUCAGCUGCCGUAUUACCGGCCGUAGCGAGAACCAUGCUGGCCGCGCUGCGAAGCUUUGCUUCUGGACAGCUGAAGGAGCGGCAAACUCCAUGGCCCAGGUUGCAAGAGGCGAGUUCCGGGUUGGAGACACCACACCCACAGUAAUGAUGGACCGCAUUCGCGCAGCCGAGCAGGUCGAGUCACCCGCCUCCCGAACCCUUCAAGUAGUUGGUCCGCGCCAGAUUGCCAACAAGUAA